UGACAGUUUUAUGUUCAGCUGCAUUAGUGACUGAAAACUGUGAAGAUGCAAUUACGCACAUUUCUUUUGCUGAGUUUGGCUUUGGCUUUUUGCCCAGCAUCAUCUAUGCCCCCACCACAUACAUCUGACAUUAAUGAGGAUCGGAAGGACAUUACAGAUAUAAACAAAGGUUUAAAUCUCAGAGAAGGAGACAUCAUGGUGCCUAAUCAAAGGAGCGCCAUUCUUGGGAAUCAGUACCAGUGGAAUAUUCCUGUCCCCUUUGAGCUGAGUGUGAAUCUCAGUAUGAACUAUAAAGGAGUCAUUUUGAGAGCCCUUGAGCAGUUCAGACUGAAAUCAUGUAUUGACUUUAAGGCCAGAACAGCAGAAGACAUUUCUUACAUCUCUGUGGAGAGCCUUGAAGGGUGUUGGUCAUAUGUCGGUCACAGAUUUCUAGGAGCUCAGACUCUUUCCAUUGGAAAUGGUUGUGGAGAAAAAGCCUUUAUUGAGCAUGAGUUUCUCCAUGCACUGGGAUUUUUCCAUGAGCAGUCAAGAUACGACAGAGAUGAUUAUGUGACCAUCAACUUUGAAAACAUCAUUACAGGGUAUGCAAACAGUUUCAGUAAAUUCAGUGAGAGCCUGACCACCACCCAAGACACCCCAUAUGACUACUUCUCUGUAAUGCAUUUGGAUAAAAACGCCUUCAGCAACGGUAAUGGACCUACAAUCAUUACCAAGCAUCCUGAGUUCCAGGAUGUGAUUGGUCAACGCCUGGACAUGAGUGAAUAUGAUGUGAUUGAACUCAACAAACUCUAUAAAUGCAAUUCUUCUAUCUCUUUCCUGGAUCAUUGUAGUUUUGAUGAUGAAUCUCUGUGUCAGAUGAGUGUCUGUUCUGCUGCUGAUUAUGGCUGGCAGAGAGUAAAGUCAGUGAGUGGCAUCAGUGUGACUGAUCACACAAACUUGGGCAAAGAAAAAAAUGGAGUGUCUUUCUUCAUGCACUUCAGUACUAAGGGUAGAAAUGAGGGGGAUGCAGCCAGAAUGGAGAGCAAGACAAUGACCCCUAAAAGAGACUGCAAAGUCCAGUGCCUGCAGUUCUAUUACUAUCACAGUGGUAAUGAGUCUGACCAGCUCAACAUCUGGAUCCGAGAAUACCAGAACGAAGCAGACAACAGAGGAACUCUCAGACUUAUGGAUCAGAUCACAGAACCCCCUGGCAAUUACUGGAAGCUGCAUCAUGUGCCACUGAAUGCAAAUAAAACCUUCCAAGUUGUAUUUGAAGCCCGUAAAGGAGCUGGGAACUCCAGUGGAGGAUUUUCACUGGAUGAUAUCAAUAUUUCAGAGACUGAGUGUCCCCACACAUGGCAGAUAAGAGACUUUGAGAAGGUUUUGAAAAACAGUGUGUCUGGCACUUGGAUGAACAGUCCAUUGUAUUACUCCAGUGAGGGUUACCGCUUUCUGGCUCUCUUAAUGGUGAAUCAGAAUUACCUUUCAGUAUAUGUUGGUCUGGUAUCUGGUGCAUAUGAUGACCAGUUGCAGUGGCCUUGUCCAUGGAGACAAAUAACCUUCCAAAUACUUGACCAGAAUCCACACAUACAGAAGCGCAUGUCCUCUGAGAAAAGCUACACAACUGACCCUACUUUGGUUUCUUCCUAUGGCAGAAAUGACUGGGACAAUCCUCGAAAUAAUGGAACUCGAGUUGUCAUUGGCAAUGAGACCGUAUAUGUGGGUAUUUUUUGGGGCUAUCAAUAUGCCAUAAUGAACGAAGAUCUCACUAAAAGAGAGUUUAUCAAGGGUGGUGACAUCAUUCUUCUCUUUACCAUGCAAGAUAUCUCAGGGCUCCGUCAGAAGAACUCUCUACCCUGCCCUAAAGUGACAUUGAAGAAUCUUAAGACUUCAUUUGAUGCAGCUGUCAAGCAGGGACCAUGUGCUACAAGUGAUUGUCUGGGAAUAUUUUGCACUUCCAUUACUUCCUCUCUGAUCCUAUUGGUGUGCCUCCGUUUGCUGUUAAAUUAAUCCUGAGAUUUUCCCAGCUCUAUGUCGGACUACAUGAAUUCAAUUUAAAAGCAACUGCAUCUGUCUUCAGCCUUCUGGUAUAUUAUACUGUUAAACCUAUAUUUUAAUUUAAUGAGAUGCUACAGAAUACAUCUAUGGUUAUCUGUAAUGAAGCAAAACGUUAAUUUUAGUCUACUGAUUUACAUGCUAAACUUUGUCACAUAUAGUUGAAAACUUGUAAUCAUUGCAUAAACAUUAUUGAUUGAAAAUUACUAUACAAAAUGUUAAAUGUGGCUAUGCGCCCACAAGAAUUAUGUGAAUGUCUUGUAUGAAUCAAAAACCAAUCUUGCAAGUAAUAACCAACUAUAUUAUUCAAAUGUUUAAAUGAGUUUGAAUGUGAUUGUGGCGUAAAUGCUGAAAGAUCUAAGGAUUUAAAUUGUACCAAUCUGUGUGUAGCUUAAUGAGAGAAACCAUACAUUUACAUACAAAUACUAAACCAUCAUUUUUUGUUGUUGUUAAUUGAUAAUCAUUUAUCAUAUAAUUUAACCAUCUGUUGAUUUUUAUUUUCAUUAUCAGUGCUCUUGUAAUGCUUGCUAUUGCAGAUUAAUCUUAUGAUUAUGUGGUUUCAAGUGAUAUUUGUCUUUGUGAGAGACCAGGUAAAGUCUCCAUUUCUAUUCUAACAUCACAUGAUGAUGCUGUGAAGCAGUAAUUUUCCACUGCAUUAAUUCAACACUUUUUGAAUUUGUUGUGGUCAGAUGAAGUCCAGCUGAGCACUGAAACAGACAGAACUAAGAUUAUUUAAUAAAACCUGCUCAUUCAGAUCACUUGA
Cyprinus carpio (common carp) is the source of this 2797-nucleotide messenger RNA. Its product is annotated as meprin A subunit beta-like. NCBI's taxonomy places the organism in Eukaryota, Metazoa, Chordata, Actinopteri, Cypriniformes, Cyprinidae. Gene Ontology annotation, biological process: proteolysis. Gene Ontology annotation, molecular function: protein binding; zinc ion binding; metalloendopeptidase activity. Gene Ontology annotation, cellular component: membrane. The record is from RefSeq and is a predicted model, not a curated record.